AUGAAGAUCUUUGUGAGUUUUACGCUGUGGCUGCUGCUCGGCUGCGUCUCCGCAAAUGAAAGGGUUGAAAGCCAGCUGACUUUUCCUCAAGACAUCUACACUGCGCUGAGAGAGAUGACCGCUUCGUUGGUUCAACUGAAGGCGGACAUGACGCUGCAGACUCAAGAACAAGUACAGCUGAAGACUGAAGUGGAGAAUCUGAAGCAACAACAGAGAGAACAAGCAGCACAGCAGAAGACUGAAGUGGACGAGCUGAAGCGACAACAGAUAGUCCGACAGGUUGCAUUCACAGCCUCACUGGUGGUUGCAGGUGAAACAACUUUAGGACCCUUUCCCUCGGACACUACCCUGAUCUACAAACACGUGCCCACCAACAUUGGAAAUGCCUACAACUCAAACACAGGUGUGUUCACUGCCCCGGUGAGAGGAGCGUACAACUUUGAGUGGUCGGUCGGUGCACGUGGAGAUGGCAGCCACGGUUCAGGUGCUUGGUUGGUCAAGAACUCCGAGAAUGUUUUCAUGGCAUGGGAGCGACAGAUUCAAUAUCAUGGGACUGCUUCUAAAGGCGUUACGCUGCUCCUGGAGGUGGGAGACGUCGUGUUUGUGCGUCUGGUGGCUAACACUUUGGCGUUUGACGACAAAGAUCACCACGCCACCUUCAGUGGGCAUCUGCUGUUCCCCAUGUGAGACAGAAACAGCAGCUCUGUGAUAGUUACGCAGGAUUUUGUUGUCUUAAACAAGUCUUCAUAGCACUUCAUAGAUUUUCUCUGAUUUCAUCUGCAUCCAAAUAUUAAUGAGUAACUAGAAAAUGCGUGGGAAUGCUGAACAGCUGAAUUGCUAAAGCUAACUGGUUGAAUAGCUUAAAUACGUAAAAUGAAGAUGAAGUAGUGAAAAUAGUUGAAAAAGUAGGAAUGGUUUUAAUUAACUUAAAUUUCAUAUCAUAGUACCACUAAUGUACAAAAUAUGUGGAAUAAUUCCAAGUUUUUUUGAAAAGCUUAUGUUAAAGCUAAACUGGAUUGCUGGUAAAAAUGUAUAAGAAAAAGGUGAAGUUGUCAGACAGACGGACGGACGGACAGAGGAAAGAGGAAAGAGAGAGGACAGAGAAAGAGGACAGAUAACAGAGAAAGAGAACAGAAAGAGAAAGAAGACAGAGAAAGAGGACAGAGAACAGAAAGAGGAA
Perca fluviatilis (European perch) is the source of this 1180-nucleotide messenger RNA. Its product is annotated as complement C1q-like protein 4. The record is from RefSeq and is a predicted model, not a curated record. Bases 1 to 687 code for a protein of 228 amino acids. Lineage: Eukaryota; Metazoa; Chordata; Actinopteri; Perciformes; Percidae. Gene Ontology annotation, molecular function: protein binding. The transcript is spliced from 5 exons.